Ilyonectria robusta is the source of this 1641-nucleotide messenger RNA. Its product is annotated as general substrate transporter. Gene Ontology annotation, cellular component: membrane. Bases 1 to 1641 code for a protein of 546 amino acids. Gene Ontology annotation, biological process: carbohydrate transport; transmembrane transport. The record is from RefSeq and is a predicted model, not a curated record. The transcript has 4 exons. NCBI's taxonomy places the organism in Eukaryota, Fungi, Ascomycota, Sordariomycetes, Hypocreales, Nectriaceae. Gene Ontology annotation, molecular function: carbohydrate:proton symporter activity.
AUGGGCCACAAUCCUAUCGAUCAAAAAUCUGGUGCUUCAGCGCAUGAGCACACGCAGCCGGACAAUGAACCCGGCAUCAACUCGGAAGAGUUGGCUCUGGACGCCGCUGCACAAGGCCAAGGCGUUUCUGGAUUUGAGAGUCUGACUUGGUGGGAAACUGUCAAGGCUUUCAAAGUCACCGUUGCAAUCUGUUUUGCAGUCACCUUCAGCGCGGCCACUGAUGGCUACCAGAUUGGCAUUAACGGCAAUAUCAUCGCCAACCCAGGCUUUGUGAGACAAUUCGCCACAAAGUUCGACGCCCAAGGCGAGCCCUACCUGACCUCUCCUAUACUUGCCGGCUGGAGCUCGAUUCAGUCCGUUGGACAGAUUAUCGGCAUGAUCCAUCUAUCUUUCGUCUCCGAUCGCUACGGCCGAAAGGUUGCCAUGUACUGGUAUUGGUUGAUUCUGGCCUGUAGCGUCCUUGCCGAGAGUUUGGCUCGCAGAUGGGAAGUUUGGCUGGUUGCAAAGCUCCUGGCCGGAAUUGGUGUUGGAUGCUUGCAGUCAACGAUCCCGACAUAUGUCACUGAGGUGGCGCCUGUUCGGAUUCGCGGUGCUCUCCUCAUGUGCUAUAGCCUUUGGCUCGCAAUCGGCCUCUUCAUGGCGCCAGUCGCCUUGGAAGUUCUCUCCCACAGUGAUCCAUACGACUUUCUCACGCCAAUCUACACUCAAUGGUCUCAAAUUGGCCUCAUGAUAUUGGUGUACUUGGUGAUUCCUGAGUCGCCUGUAUGGUGCGUCUCUAAGGGGAAGCACGACCAGGCUAAGAAAGCACUUCGGUAUCUCAACCACGGCGUCCAAGACUACGACGUUGAUCAGCAGCUCCAGUUAAUCAGCCUAAGCCUGGACCACGAGCGUACUGUUGCAGCGGAACAGCGACGCGAAAAGUGGUAUGCUAUUUUCCAAGGCAUAGAUGGGCUUCGGACCCUGAUCUCGUUGUGGACUUUGAUGUCCCAACAGUUCAUUGGCUUGACCCUCUUUGGGACAUAUGCCAGCUACUUCUUCCAGCAAACUGGCAUUUCAAACCCCUUCAAGAUUACUUGCAUUACCUCCGGAAUUAACGUUGCAGCCGGACUCGUCCUAGUCUUCACCGCAGAUAGGUUGGGCCGUCGUAGGUUAUCUUGCAACGGCACCACAUUAUCUUGGCUCUCAACUGUUGUGAUUGGUAUCCUCGGUGUUGUCCCAAAGGUGCACGCCACCAGUUACAUUAUGGUCCUUUUUGCAGUACUUUGGAACGUUGGGAUUGUGGCAAACUCGGCAACAGGUUGGGGCUUUAUCGGUGAGAUAUCAUCUCAGCGCCUACGACCAUACACUGCUGGUUUUGCCGCCGCCUCGACAUGUGUAGCUGGCAUCAUUAUGAACGUGCUUACUCCCUACAUGGUCAAUUCCAACCAGUGGAACUGGGGUCUUAAAACCGGUUGGUUCUAUGCUGGAGUUGGCCUGCCUUUUACUGCUGCUAUGUGGUUCCUAAUUCCGGAAACGUCCAAUCGAUCUCCGGCCGAACUCGACGAGUUAUUUGAGAGAAAAGUCCGCCCGUGGCAAUUCCAUAAAACUAAGACAGUCACACAGCGCAUGAUAGAGGAGGAAAAGAAUAAGGGCCUACUCUAA